AUGUUUUCCCAAUUGAAAAGAAUGGAAUCACAAUGUAGAUGUGCUCUACAAUCUUCAAAAUCAGGAUUGCUUUGUAAGUGUGCAUUUAACUGUAAGUGUUCCCAUUGUGAAAGUAAAUGCAAAUGUUCUUCUACCGAAGUCUGUCAAUGUGACAAGGAAUGUGAAUGUACUCACUGCAAGCAGGUGAGACAAACUAGUGGAUGCUGCUCUCAAGGAUCUAAGUGCUGUGGAGAUAAUUGCAAGUGCUGUGCUGAACAAUGCAAGUGCACUGGUGGAUCCUGUCAGUGUGACAAGGAAUGUGAAUGUGCCCACUGCAAGCAGGUGAGACAAACUAGUGGAUGCUGCUCUCAAGGAUCUAAGUGCUGUGGAGAUAAUUGCAAGUGCUGUGCUGAACAAUGCAAGUGCACUGGUGGAUCCUGUCAGUGUGACAAGGAAUGUGAAUGUGCCCACUGCAAGCAGGUGAGACAAACUAGUGGAUGCUGCUCUCAAGGAUCUAAGUGCUGUGGAGAUAAUUGCAAGUGCUGUGCUGAACAAUGCAAGUGCACUGGUGGAUCCUGUCAGUGUGACAAGGAAUGUGAAUGUGCCCACUGCAAGCAGGUGAGACAAACUAGUGGAUGCUGCUCUCAAGGAUCUAAGUGCUGUGGAGAUAAUUGCAAGUGCUGUGCUGAACAAUGCAAGUGCACUGGUGGAUCCUGUCAGUGUGACAAGGAAUGUGAAUGUGCCCACUGCAAGCAGGUGAGACAAACUAGUGGAUGCUGCUCUCAAGGAUCUAAGUGCUGUGGAGAUAAUUGCAAGUGCUGUGCUGAACAAUGCAAGUGCACUGGUGGAUCCUGUCAGUGUGACAAGGAAUGUGAAUGUGCCCACUGCAAGUGCAUGAAGUAA
Molecule: messenger RNA, 882 nt
Organism: Arxiozyma heterogenica
Lineage: Eukaryota; Fungi; Ascomycota; Saccharomycetes; Saccharomycetales; Saccharomycetaceae
Exons: 1
Coding region: 1-882 (293 amino acids)
Source: RefSeq, a predicted model, not a curated record